Molecule: messenger RNA, 270 nt
Organism: Colletotrichum destructivum
Lineage: Eukaryota; Fungi; Ascomycota; Sordariomycetes; Glomerellales; Glomerellaceae
Exons: 2
Coding region: 1-270 (89 amino acids)
Source: RefSeq, a predicted model, not a curated record
AUGCGACCCAGUCCCAUCACCGUUGGCCGUGGCUGCGGCCACGCUGUCGGCCUCUUGAUCUGGGCCGCGGAAGCUCGCCUCGUUUUCCGCCAUCCGACCCCGGCCGCCCAGGACCGCCAGCCGCCAGUGAACCUUGUUCUAGAUGUGAUGCAGCAUCUGCUCUCCAUCCCGUCCCUGGGUCUCAUCUGGGAGGGUGGACCUGGCGAGAUAGAUGCAUGCCCGCCUCUCGGCCAGUUGCUCCAUCUCCACCGCCUGGCAAACGACAUCUAA